Periophthalmus magnuspinnatus is the source of this 2060-nucleotide messenger RNA. RefSeq names its product alpha/beta hydrolase domain-containing protein 17A-like. The transcript is spliced from 6 exons. The coding region runs from base 268 to 1317 and encodes 349 amino acids. Gene Ontology annotation, biological process: protein depalmitoylation. Gene Ontology annotation, cellular component: plasma membrane; endosome membrane. The record is from RefSeq and is a predicted model, not a curated record. Lineage: Eukaryota; Metazoa; Chordata; Actinopteri; Gobiiformes; Gobiidae. Gene Ontology annotation, molecular function: palmitoyl-(protein) hydrolase activity.
GCAGUUGUAAAAAAAAAAAAAAAAAAAAAAAUCUAGCAAUGGAUUUUAGCUAGCCACCGAUAUCAGUCUGUACGCUUGAAGAAACCAUCUAUGUCAAGAAACACGGCGGGUUUUCGAAGUCAAGUGCUGCUCGUGUGUAUCUAUAGACACACACCAGUCUGUCUACACACUAUUUGUAAAUCGAUCUGGCUGGUUCAGUGACUGGAGUCUAGAGCCUUGGUGCUUCUUUAUGCCCAUUUCAAAGCCCAGGGAUUUCACAUUCAGAAAAUGAACGGCUUGUCCAUACGGGAGUUAUGCUGCUUAUUCUGCUGCCCGCCGUGCCCCAGCCGCAUUGCAGCCAAACUGGCAUUCCUCCCUCCUGAGCCCACCUAUGCCCUCAUCCCAGAUCUGGACCCCACUCCGAUCUCUACCACUGAGUCCAGCUCAGGGCCCGCGCUGCCAUCGCUGGGGGCUCCGGGUCUGCGCGCACGUCUGGGGGCUGGAGGUGGAAGUGAAAGGGGAGGUGACAGGGGAGGAGGAGGGGGAGGCGGCAGCACUGCAGGCGGAGGUACCAGCACUGGGGUUAUUGGUGAGCCCAGGUGGAAACUUCACCUCACAGAGAGAGCAGAGUUCCAGUACUCUCAAAGAGAGCUGGAUGUCACCGAUGUGUUCUUGGCUCGCUCCAGCAGAGGCAACCGUGUCGGAUGCAUGUAUAUUCGCUGUGCCCCCAAUGCUAGGUUCACUGUGUUGUUCUCACAUGGUAACGCUGUAGACCUUGGCCAGAUGAGCAGCUUCUACAUUGGUUUAGGAACACGCAUCAACUGUAACAUCUUCUCCUACGACUACUCGGGAUACGGUGUCAGCACCGGGAAGCCCUCGGAGAAAAACCUCUAUGCUGACAUUGAUGCUGCCUGGAAUGCAUUGCGCUCGCGGUAUGGCAUCAGCCCUGAGAACAUCAUCCUCUAUGGGCAGAGUAUCGGUACAGUGCCCACAGUGGACCUGGCCUCACGCUUUGAGUGUGCAGCUGUGGUUCUGCACUCUCCACUCACCUCUGGGAUGAGAGUGGCCUUCCCUGACACCAAGAAAACCUACUGCUUUGAUGCCUUCCCCAACAUUGAGAAGGUGGCCAAAAUCCCGUCUCCAGUUCUGAUCAUCCAUGGUACAGAGGAUGAGGUGAUUGACUUCUCUCAUGGCCUGGCAUUGUUCGAGCGCUGCCCCAAAGCCGUGGAGCCGCUGUGGGUGGAGGGAGCGGGACAUAACGACAUAGAACUUUACAGCCAGUACCUGGAGCGGCUACGGCGCUUCAUCAACCAGGACCUGGCUGCACAACACGCCUGAAAAACAAACUGCCGCCUCUGCAUUUUUACAGCCUCCUGAGAGACGUGAUACUGGUAUGUUUGUGGAGCGAGUGUCUAAAGGGAAUUCUGCUUGAUUUGUCACAUCUGUGUGUCUUUAAAGUAGUACUAUUAUGUUACUUAAAAAAAAAUCUUUUACAACCAAGUUUUUAAUGUACACAUACACUAAGAUUAACAUCAUCAUUACUUUUCAUGGGGCAUUUGACAUCUCCUACCAGUGAAAUUACAGCUUUAAUGUAUUUUAAAGUAACAGCUUUGUCCAAAGGCACACAGAUGUCAUUUUAUGAGUGAAUGCUGCUAUGAAUGGAAUUCUAAAUCAUAUCACUAUUAACUGUAACUGUGUUGAUGCUAUCUAUGUGACAUGAAGGACUUCCUGAUGACUUGGAGAGCUGCAACAAGGGAAGGUGUAAUGGAGACUUUUAAAUCAUGGUGUAAUUUUUUAUUUUUAUUUUGUUUUUUCAUUUGUAUGAAGAAUACCUCCAUAGCUUGACCACUUAACUCAUGUGCAGUGGACUAACUAUUGGUCAAGCAUGUGUCAUCCUUGCUAAUUCUUGGCUUAAAUGAACCUUUGCGCCUCCCUUCUAGACUGUGUUCCUCUUUAGUGUCAGUUAAAGCGGACAUACUGAGACUUGUCUGAGAAACUCCUAGCUUGUUGGGCCUCUCCUUGCUUUUAUUCUGAUAAUUUUUUACUGCUGGGAACCAUAUAAAAUGGCCACUGUCUGUGUC